Messenger RNA from Syngnathoides biaculeatus (alligator pipefish), 4463 nucleotides. RefSeq names its product mitochondrial calcium uniporter (gene mcu). Bases 86 to 1216 code for a protein of 376 amino acids. Gene Ontology annotation, biological process: mitochondrial calcium ion homeostasis; calcium import into the mitochondrion. The transcript has 9 exons. Gene Ontology annotation, molecular function: calcium channel activity; uniporter activity. The record is from RefSeq and is a predicted model, not a curated record. NCBI's taxonomy places the organism in Eukaryota, Metazoa, Chordata, Actinopteri, Syngnathiformes, Syngnathidae. Gene Ontology annotation, cellular component: mitochondrial inner membrane; uniplex complex.
CCUCCCUCCCUCCCUCCCUCUUUCCCUGGCUGCGUCUCGGUCCGCCCGCAGCAGUCUCCUUCCCCGGCGAGCUUUCACUUCAGAGAUGGCUGUGAAAGUGUGCAGAUCAGUCCUCCUGCUGUCCCGUGGCGGGGGAGCGGCGGUAGGCAGCCUCUCCACACUCGUCGCUCCUUCUCCGCAGCACCAGCAACACAUAAGACCGGAGGUACUAUCUGCACCAUUCACUCAUCAUACUGUCAGGAGAGCACACACCCUCCGGUCAGCAGCCCACUCCUCACUCUUCACUCAGCACCCUACUGCCCUGUCUCCUGAGAUUUGGAUGGGCUCAUCUUCAUGGCAUGGCCAGAGAAUGUUGUGUACCCUUCCUUCUUCAGAUGAGGUGACGGUGGUGUACCAGAAUGGGCUGCCAGUCAUCUCGGUUAGUUUGCCAUCAAGGCGAGAACGCUGUCAGUUCACUCUCAAGCCUCUCAGCGAUUGCGUGGGAGUUUUCCUGCAACAGCUCCAAGCAGAGGACAGAGGCAUCGAUCGAGUAGCCAUCUACUCCACGGAUGGAGCCAGGGUUGCCUCCUCCACAGGCAUUGACAUCCUGUUACUGGAUGAUUUUAAGCUUGUCAUCAACGACAGCACCCACCUUGUGCGGCCACCGAGGAGAGAGUUAUUGCCCCAUGAAGAGACAGAAAGGUUGAAUGAUGUAAAGUACUUGGUGCAGCAGCUCUACACCACACUCCGGAUUGAGGAGCACCAACUCAGCAAAGAGCGGGAGCUGAUUGGACGACUGGAAGAUCUGAACUCUCAGCUCCGCCCCCUUGAAAAGGUGAAGCAGGAGCUAAGUAGGAAGGCGGAGCGACGCACUACCUGGGUGCUGUGGGGCGGCAUGGCAUACAUGGCCACCCAGUUCGGCAUCCUGGCCAGACUGACCUGGUGGGAGUACUCCUGGGAUAUCAUGGAGCCUGUCACCUAUUUCAUCACGUACGGCACAGCCAUGGCAAUGUAUGCCUAUUUUGUGCUCACACGCCAGGAAUACGUGUACCCCGACGCUAGAGACCGACAGUAUCUACUCUUCCUCCACAAGGGGGUGAAAAGGACACGCUUUGACAUUGAGAAGUAUAACAAGCUCAAAGAGGAUAUUUCAGAGGUGGAGUUGGAUCUGAAACGUCUUCGAGACCCGCUACAACUUCAGCUCCCGGUUCAACAGCUCAAUGCUGGUAAAGAUUGAUGGGAAGAGUAACGCCUCCCUCUUCUGCUGGCAUAGUCUUUUCUAUCUCUGUCCAACCCCACACAUCCCACUCCCUCCCCGCCUUAUAUAAAACCUGCCCUCUUUUUCAUCUCUCCUGCACCCCCCUCUUCAAGUUGGGAGUUUUUCCUCUUUUUUUUUUUUUUUUUUUUUCAUUUUUACAUCCCUACUGAACCAACUGUUUGGAAUUGCAACUGAAAAUCCCAAGAGAGAAAAACGGUGAGCUGAAGAAGCUCACAGUGAUGGCGGAUUUAAACUUGCAACUUGGCUAUUUUGUUUAGCCUCUGAAUUGAGAGCCUGCAGUGAACUUGAGGUGCAAACAGGAAAUACCACAACCUGACCCUCUAGGUCAUGCCAAGCAAUUUUUGUGUACUAGUUGUGUGAAUGUGUGUGUGUGCGUGUGUGACGUGCAGGCAAAACCAACAUUCGGCAUUCUGUGAGUUGAUCCAACACACACACAGUUACUCACACAUGCAGACAUACACUGGCCGUGAGGGGGGGGCAGGUUCUGAGGUACCUCUCUAUCCCAUACAUUAAACAAGUUUACAAGAAAGGCUCAAGGCGAUGCCAUUUUCCCGUGGCUAAACGCUGCUGGCUCUCCAAACUCUGGCCACGCCUCCUCCAGGUUGACGAACAGCCGUCCUUCCUCAACGUGACCUUUGAUAGGAGUCCAUCGAGAAGCCCGUUUCUUCUUCUCGUUGGAGCCCGGCCUGGGCAAGUAUGAGUACUACCGACAACAACAUCACUGUGUGUUAUUUUAUUCCCAAAAAAUAAAUAAAAUUAAAGUAAUAAUAUUUUGGCACUUUUUAUUUUGAAAGCCAUAGUAUAUUUGUUAUGAAAUUAAUAUAUAAUAAAACUAUAUGUAUACAAUCAAAUAAACCGAAUGACCAGAUGCUAGUUGCUAUCAGUGGGGGGAGGAGCUCGUCGUCGUCAACCCACGCCAUGUACAAUUCAUCAUGUUGUCACAGAGAUAUGAAAAGCAUGAAACACAUUAUUACUUUUAACUCUUAAUGUUCCACUCUAACAAGUUCAAUUUGGAUUUCAGACUCAAAAGUCUUUCAAAUGUUUUCCGAGCAAAACAUCACACACACCACAGUUUGGGUCGAACAUGCGUGAAUUUCCACUCAUGAGGCAAAAUUAAUUAAUUAGCCUCGUUGCGAGCGAUCUCUCCCCACUGUCACUGUUCCACCUCCCUGCUCCCCCCAUGACGAGGCAGGGUAGACUGCAUGCUGUGGUAUCCCCUCAGUAGAAGUUUGUGAAUGUGUAUGUGCGUCAGUCAUUUUCUACUCCAGUGGAAUCUGUUCGUAGCAUCAGAGAAUGAGUAGUCAUUCCCUGAUUGAUUCCGAUUAUGCUUGUAGAAGCCAUAUAUUUUGAAACAAAUGCACCUCUUCUACGUGGUUUUCUUUGCGAUUGGUGGCCCUCUCUGACCCUUUUGUCAAUGCCUCUAAAAAUGCAGAGGAGAAUUGGGGCCACACGAAAAAGGAAAGGGCGGGGGGGAAUAGAAGAUUUACAAUGUUGGCACAUUAACACAAUCACCAGGAUGAACAAUUUAUUGUGAAUGUACACUGGCUGUGCAAGCAGUUAGUAUAUAGAAGUUGUCUAGCGUCUAAUGGUUGCAAACGGCUGCAUUUUUGGACGAGUUCUGUUAUUUCCUCAACUAUAAAUAACUACUUUACCUUUUUUUCCCGUCAUUGUUCCUUUUUUCCUGUGGCCGCAAUCCACCUUUGUACAGCAAGGUCUGUUCUCAUUUUGCACCCCCUGUGAGCAAACGUCAUUCACCACUGCUGAGCAGGAGUGCAGUGGCGACAUCGUCAUGUCAUCGCAUCCUGGGCGGGCGGGCACACGCGUCCUCAUGUGAGCCCACCGUUGACUUAAUCCCAGUGUUUAACUGCAGACUUCCUAUUAAAAUGCAUGUGUUGGGAUCCAAUUAAAAAUAACCCGUGCAGAAAGGAUGGGGUCCAAUCUGGGUGAUCGUGUGUGUGUGUGUGUGGUGUGUGUGUGUGUGUGUGUGUGUGUGUGUGUGUGUGUGUGUGUGUGUGUUAUCUCAAAAGGAAAAUGUGCCUUUUUGGGAUGAUUAAGGAUUUUAACAGUUUUGACAAGGAAGCAAUUGGGUAAAGUGCCAUUGAUUGCCUCCUGCUAGCCGUAGUGUUAACUCGGAAUAUUUGAAAAGAAAAGGCAUGAGUCGAAUGGGCAUGUCGAUGGUUCAAUGAGCCAUCAAAUUCUCAAUGAUGCGAAACCUUUGCCACCAUUGCUGCUUGUCAAUAGUAAUAUAAAAUCGCUUCCAGCCUCAUCCCUUUCAUAUCUGUGGCUGGCCAAUUAUUUUUCUUUCGUAAACACAGUGAAGUUGUUUCCUUGUUGGACGUGAUCUUUGUUGUCAUUUUGCUUAUUAGCUCUGUUUUUUUUUUCCUUCUUUUUAUCACACUGACCGUCAUUUACUUAACCUAGGCCCCCAUAUGUUUGAAAAUUUAAUACAUCAAAUAUAGAGACCUUUAUAUAAAGAGGGUGUUGCAUGACUGUAUGUUUACAUGGCGAAUUAUGUAAAAACAACAAAAAAAGAUUCUUGCAAAAGACGAAAAAAAAAAUGCAAAAAUAAGUAAAGAACCUUGUUUGUAGAGAUUUCUAGCAGUGGACCGGCCUGCGUGUUUAGAAUUAGUUCUGCCAAACUUGUUCCUCGCCGAUCAGCCGUUCUUGACAUUUCGACAACAACCAUUUUCUUUAUUGCAUCGCAUUUAUUCUCAGAGAAUUAGGGUGAAAAGACCAUCCUCCAUUCACAAGUAAAGAAGCUCUUUGGCUGCUGGCCUAACUUCCUAACAUCCUGCUUCUGAUACUAAAGGUAAAUGUCAGGUGGCACACGAUAGCUUUUGGAGGGGGAAACCCAGCCCCUCCACCCCCCCACCACCAACCAGCCCGCUCCUGUCGUCCUCAUUUCCUCUUAUAUGUCCAUAUUACACCCCUUUCUUUGAAUGUAUGUUUUUGAAAUUCUGCGGUGCACUUACCAUAUGUUUAAAAGAGUGAAGCAUAUAUGAGUGAAAUGACCUUGUAUUCCAUUCUGACCGUUUUUUUUUUUAAUUAUUAUUAUUUGUAUUUUUAACUCUCUGGACGUUAUGUUUCUGUUGACAUGAUGCUCUAAUAUUGGCAAAAAGUGUGUAAAAUCCUGUAUCAUUUAUGAAAUAUGUAUGAAAGAAAAAUGUCAUUCAAUUAUCAAUAAAAUCCUUAUCCAGGUUUUGGA